GCCGUUGGAGCCGCCCUGGAGCCGCCGAGCCCGGCUUCGGCGCUUUCCCGCGUCUCAGCCAAGUGCUUGGUGCCAUGGAGAUCGUAUACGUGUACCUGAAGAAGCGCAGCGAGUUCGGGAAGCAAUGCAACUUCUCGGACCGCCAGGCGGAACUGAACAUCGACAUUCCGCCCAACCCCGAGCUGGCCGAGCAGUUCGUGGAGCGAAACCCCAUCGACACAGGCAUCCAGUGCUCCACCAGCAUGUCCGAACACGAGGCCAACACCGAUCGGUUCGAGAUGGAGACGCGGGGGAUCAAUCACGUCGAGGGGGGAUGGCCCAAAGAUGUGAACCCCCAGGAGUUGGAGCAGACCAUUCGCUUCCGGAAGAAGGUGGAAAAGGAUGAGAAUUACAUCAACGCCAUCGUGCAGCUGGGCACGAUCAUGGAGCACUGUAUCAAACAGAACAACUCCAUCGACAUCUACCAGGAGUACUUUGACGAUGAGGACCCGGCGGAGGUGAUGGAGGAGGCCCCUUCAGCUAAGACCAUCAAUGUCUUCAGGGAUCCCCAGGAAAUCAAGCGGCCUGCCACACACCUGUCCUGGCACCCUGAUGGCAGCCGGAAGCUGGCGGUGGCGUAUUCCUGCCUGAAUUUCCAACGGGCACCCCAGGGCAUGAGCAAUGAGUCCUACAUCUGGGACCUGGACAACCCCAACAGGCCUGAGAUGACCCUGAAGCCGGCCUCCCCUCUGGUCACCUUGGAGUACAACCCCAAAGAUUCCCACGUGCUGCUGGGGGGCUGCUACAACGGGCAGAUUGCCUGCUGGGACACGCGGAAGGGCAGCCUGGUGGCAGAGCUGUCCACGAUCGAGUUCAGCCACCGCGACCCCGUGUACGGCUCCAUCUGGCUGCAGUCCAAGACAGGCACCGAAUGCUUCUCGGCGUCCACUGACGGGCAGGUCAUGUGGUGGGACAUCCGGAAGCUGAGUGAGCCCACCGAGGUGGUGAUCAUGGACAUCACCCGGAAGGAGAUGCUGGAAAACGCCCUGGGGGCCAUCUCGCUGGAAUUCGAGUCAGCACUGCCCACCAAGUUCAUGGUGGGCACAGAGCAGGGCAUCGUCAUCUCCUGCAACCGCAAGGCCAAGACGGCGGGCGAGAAGAUCGUGUGCACCUUCUCGGGCCACCACGGCCCCAUUUAUGCGCUCCAGAGGAACCCCUUCUACCCCAAGAACUUCCUGACGGUUGGCGACUGGACGGCUCGCAUAUGGUCGGAAGACAGCCGAGAGUCAUCCAUCAUGUGGACGAAGUACCACAUGGCUUACCUCACGGAUGGCACCUGGAGCCCUGUGAGGCCGGCCGUGUUCUUCACCACCAAGAUGGAUGGGACCCUGGACAUUUGGGACUUUGUGUUCAAGCAUUGCGACCCGGCGCUCAGCCUGAAGGUGAGCGACGAGCCCCUUUACUGCCUCCGGGUGCAAGACAACGGGACCUUCAUCGCCUGUGGCUCCCAACUAGGGACCACCACGCUGCUGGAGGUGUCCCCCGGACUCUCCACCAUGCAGAAGAACGAGCGGAACAUGGCUUCCUCCAUCUUCGAGCGGGAGACGAGACGUGAGAAGAUCCUGGAGGCGCGGCACCGGGAGAUGCGGCUGAAGGAGAAGGGCCGCGCCGAGGGCCGGGACGAGGAGCUGCGGGACACCGAGCUGUCGGGUACCAUGGACGAGCUAGUGGCCAAGGCGGAGGAGGAGUUCUUCGACAUCAUCUUCUCGGAGCUGAGGAAGAAGGAGGCGGAGGCCUUGAAGAACAAGCAAACGCCUACGCUGGCUCAUGUGGAGGAGGAGCAGGACAUGCAGAGCGAUGGCGAGGGGGCCUCCGAGGGCGAGGGGGUGAGCCCCCUGGGGGAGACCAACGAAGCCGAGGAGCCUUAG
Messenger RNA from Sorex fumeus (smoky shrew), 1907 nucleotides. RefSeq names its product dynein axonemal intermediate chain 2 (gene DNAI2). The record is from RefSeq and is a predicted model, not a curated record. The transcript has 13 exons. Gene Ontology annotation, cellular component: outer dynein arm. Bases 75 to 1907 code for a protein of 610 amino acids. NCBI's taxonomy places the organism in Eukaryota, Metazoa, Chordata, Mammalia, Eulipotyphla, Soricidae. Gene Ontology annotation, biological process: cilium movement; outer dynein arm assembly. Gene Ontology annotation, molecular function: dynein heavy chain binding; dynein light chain binding.